This is a messenger RNA of Thunnus maccoyii (southern bluefin tuna), 2192 nucleotides long. It is a transcript of the gene p2ry12, whose product is annotated as purinergic receptor P2Y12. The transcript has 3 exons. Gene Ontology annotation, biological process: G protein-coupled receptor signaling pathway. Gene Ontology annotation, cellular component: membrane. Gene Ontology annotation, molecular function: G protein-coupled purinergic nucleotide receptor activity. Bases 600 to 1697 code for a protein of 365 amino acids. Lineage: Eukaryota; Metazoa; Chordata; Actinopteri; Scombriformes; Scombridae. The record is from RefSeq and is a predicted model, not a curated record.
AGAUAACCAAAUAAUUUUAUGAAUUUCUAUUAACAUUUACAGCAUACUUUAAAUGACAGGAAUACAUGGAUCAUACAGAAAAACAUAAGUAAAAGUAUAACUUUGCCACAACACAGAAAAUGCAGAAGUAGCGGAGAUUACACAAUGAGGAAAGAUAUUUAUCGGAUCCUAAAAUAAGAACAACUUCUCUAUAUCUGAGAGUGCAUCAGAAAAAUUGCAAAAAGACUUCCUGAUAUGAUGAUGAUCUAGUUGUGUGAUAAUGAAUUCUUUAUCACUAUAGUGUGCACUUAUGUUGUUUUUAGAUGUCUUUUGCUUGUUUUAGAGCUACAGUCUUCAAGUAAGUAAGUUAAAGUACAUCUAGAGUCUGUGGUCUGCAGCCUUUCCUCAUGACAGGAAAUAAAAAGGAGAAGACAAAAAGAAAGUCUGCGUGUGCCUUACGAAUCAUCGAUCUAAACAUACACACACACUGGUUUGAAACACUGAAACUGUCUAGACUUCUCAGAUGGUAGGUGGCACAGCACAUUUGUGCAGUAUACACAGAACAGAGGGACCAGAAAACUCCAUAAGAACUCCACUGGGACUAAGAGAUAAUUCUCUCCAUGGACAGAAACGCAACUUUCCCCCUGUUCCUUGGCAAUCACAGCCACACCAACAUCACUUGUUCCCGCGACAACAUUUUGAAGACUGUGGUUUUUCCUGUUCUCUACUCCUUCCUCUUCUUGGUGGGGUUGACUCUUAAUGGCCUGGCAGUGUGGGUGUUUUUACGCAUCCCCUCGCGGUCACACUUCAUUAUAUACCUGAAGAAUAUUGUGGUUGCGGAUGUCAUCAUGACUUUCACAUUCCCUUUUAAGGUGUUAGCAGACUCCAACAUGGCAUCCACUGGCUUGCGUAUAUUUGUGUGUCGAGUUUCCUCAGUGCUCUUCUACCUCACCAUGUACAUCAGCAUCCUCUUCUUUGGCCUCAUCAGCAUCGAUCGCUGCAGAAAGACCCUCAAGCCCUUUAGGGGGACGAACGCAGCCAGGUUGACCCGUCGGAAGCUCCUCUCCGGAGCCAUCUGGACCUUCCAGCUGCUUCUCUGUCUGCCCAAUGUGAUCCUGACUCAUAAAACCCCAUCUUCACCAGACUUCAAGUGCGGUGACCUGAAGACAAAAGCUGGCUUGAACUGGCAUGAGGUAGUAAAUUAUGUCUGUCAAGUUAUCUUUUGGGGCAACCUGGUGACUGUAAUAAUAUGUUACACCUUAAUCACCAAAGAGCUGUAUAAAUCCUACUCCCGCACAAAGUCUCACGGCACUGGAGAGACUAUAUGUAGAGAACCGAGCAGGGCUACAACCCGGAAGCCCCAACAGGAAAAAAGAAAAAUGAAUGCAAAUGUAUUUCUAGUUCUGGCAGUGUUCUUUGUGUGCUUUGUGCCGUUUCACUUUGCCCGUGUACCGUACACCUUGAGCCAGACCCGAGGCCCUCUCUUUGAGUGUAAACUCAAACUCUUCUUCUUUCAGUUGAAGGAAAGUACGCUCUUCCUCUCAUCCCUAAACUCUCUUCUGGACCCUCUCAUCUACUUCUUCCUCUGUAAGUCCUUCAGGACAACUUUGUUCAAGACCCUGCGGCUGCCCCCUGGCACCUGUAGCUGCCUAACAAGGAGAGGGUCAGACACAGACUCAGGUAGCACCGCCAUGAGAGACUCCUCAGUCUGUACAUAGAGCCACUGGACAUGAUAAAAACUCUAGUAAUGUGGUAUCUGAAUGUGCAGCUUCUGAUGGCAGAUGACAUCCAAAUGCAGCUUUGUGAUUGAACAUCAAAGGACAUACUGCCGCUGAUGUAUUUUCUUCCAUUUAAUCCGUUGUGACUUGUGAUUUUUCAUUGAAAAACGGUUAAAAAUGAUGAACACAGUUUUGCUGAUGUUUGCUUUCUCUUGUGUCAAACAUAAAGAGCAGAUGCCUGCAUGUUUUCUUUGGUUUUCUUUCUGUUCUCUAUUCCAGUUAAUAACAAGAUAAAGUUUCUAUUCUAUUUGUUUUUUGAAAACAAAUAGAAUAUUUUGUAUUUUUGUAUUUUGAAAAGAAGAAAUGUGAUGCAUCCAUUUACAAUGUGAAAAUAAAUCCAAUUUCAAGGCAAUCCUCGGUAUCCCUCACGGGUGGUUGAUCUGUCUAAAAUUCCUAUAGUCUUAAAAACAGUCUUAAAAUCUGUCUUAUUAUUGU